Ostrinia furnacalis (Asian corn borer) is the source of this 6185-nucleotide messenger RNA. RefSeq names its product transcription factor Sox-12. Lineage: Eukaryota; Metazoa; Arthropoda; Insecta; Lepidoptera; Crambidae. Gene Ontology annotation, biological process: positive regulation of transcription by RNA polymerase II; negative regulation of transcription by RNA polymerase II; brain development. Gene Ontology annotation, molecular function: DNA-binding transcription activator activity, RNA polymerase II-specific; RNA polymerase II cis-regulatory region sequence-specific DNA binding. The record is from RefSeq and is a predicted model, not a curated record. Gene Ontology annotation, cellular component: nucleus. The coding region runs from base 427 to 1266 and encodes 279 amino acids. The transcript is spliced from 2 exons.
CUAUUGACAGUGGGGCGCGUGGUGCCGCGACGUUAGUAUGCUCUCUGAUCCCGCGGAGUGCGCACGUAGCCGCAACUUCACGCUUUAUUAUGCCACGAUCGCCCCGCAGUACUAACUGAGCUGCGGUCGGGACCCGUUAAAAUUAUGACUUUUGGACCGAUCGCCGGCGAAGAAGAUAGCAGCAGACACCUCGUUCUAGAAGAGAAAGCUUUAAGAAUAGUGUCCAGGUACUGGGAAGUCUCCGGUGCAUCAGCCGCCGAAAGGCUCCGGUACGCGAACAAACUGCUGAGAGAACCAUUCGGACUGCUAUAAAACUUUAAAUUUUUUUGAACACAAACAAUUAGUGAUUUUUUUGAGUGCAAUACGUGAACUGUGUUUUUGUGUUUUGUUUUUUAUUUUUUUGGGGUUUUGUAUUUUUGGAUAUAAAUGAAGAUGGUGCCCCAACAAAUAUCGGAUGUGAGAUCGCUGUCGCCGACAUCGAGCGGAGUGCCGGUGUUUGGUUCACAGCUGGUGGACAAAAAUUCGUCCACACCAUACACGGAUGCUACACAGACUAAGAAGAACAAUCCAAACCACAUCAAGAGGCCAAUGAACGCGUUUAUGGUGUGGUCGCAGAUCGAGCGCAGGAAAAUAUGCGAGCAGACGCCUGACAUGCACAACGCGGAAAUCUCAAAGAACUUGGGCCGCGUGUGGAAGACCCUCAACGAUGAGGAGCGCCAGCCCUUCAUCGACGAGGCAGAGAGGCUCAGGCAGCUACACAUGCGCGAGUACCCCGACUACAAGUACAGGCCUCGCAAGAAGACCGCGAAGCCUGCCACCAGGACGGGCGCGGUCACGAAACAAAAACGCAAGCAGAAGGCGGACUCGAAUAACAACAGGGGCAUGUCGAGACGGCGAGCGCGGCCUGCGCCAACCGUCCCCAGCGUCCCGGUGGAGACACCAGCUCCUCCACCCUUGCCAGCAUCCCCUGCCGGCUCUCCCGACUCCCCUGAAUCCGCGUGUCUCUACGAAGACAGCACGCGUCGUGACCAAUCGGAUUUGACGGAUCUCUACUCCAUCACCGACCUGCUCCCUCUGCCGGCGGACUGCGAGGUGGACCUCGACGCCCUGACGACCGACAUGGAGUCCUUCGAGACCGCGUCCUCCUCCUCCGGCUCCCACUUCGAGUUCUCUUGCACGCCCGACGUGUCGGACAUGCUCAGCGAGAUCGGCGUCCACGGAGACUGGGUGGACAACACCUUCUCCUCGUACCUAACGUCGUCUUAGAGCGGUGUUCGGGUCGCCACGGCCGCUGCCGGCCUGUUCCACUGAUCUCAUACGGUCGGCCGAGAGCCGCCACCUGGAGGCCACGCCACGCGGCGCCCGUCCGCCGCCCCGCCUAGAGAGUGCCUACAUCCAAAAUGAUGUGUCGACAUUUGGAUUCAAUGUACAAAGUUAUUUAAUAAGGGUCGAGGGAGAUAAUUAUGUUUAUUGUCCGGCCGCGAGGCCGAUUCUCCUUCAGUUCAGGUUCUUAAUUUUAGUUUUAAUAGGCGACACGCUUCAACGUUUGGAAGUGCAUCAGUUUCAAAGUAAAGGCUGUGAGUCGGUUCUUUUGUGGUGUUGCUUUAAUUGAAAAUUACUUUUUUGUAAAUUGUGGGUGUUAUCCAAACGGCACGUCUCUGACAGUAAAUAAAUCCGUCUACACUCCGUCGCCUGUUUAAUAAGUCACGGGUCAGUUAGGGAUCGGCGUUGGAUUGUUCGUCUUCGAUUUCACUCGAUCAGACAUGUAUAUAAUAAAAUCGAGGAUCUUGAAUGCCAAAUGAAGGUGAAGUUGUGUUGGGGUCUCUGUCGCUCGCCGCACCGCGUCGCGUCCGUUUCGUAUUAUUGACUUGGCUUCUAGUACGUUACAAAUAGUAAGUUUGCAAUUUCUUUGACACACCAUUUAUGUUUUGAUUCGUACUUUUAAGCGUGACCAUUUACUUUUGGACUAUUAGAUGAAAUAUGUAUUCGUAAUAGAAAAAUAAGACUAGGUUAUAGUCAUCUUGCGUUGUCUACGUAAGUUCACAUAUACUUUGAUGCACACGUAGUUGAUAGUCGACGAUUUACUUUUACUAUUUGAAGCAACUCGGUUUGCCAUGGAUAAAUUUCGGAGCGGAUUUUUCGAGAAGGUAUUCGAUGUUUGAUGGGUUGAAGAGAAUCCUUACCAUGUUUGAAUUGGAAUUGAACGAGUACGCAUAAUCUUGCCCUUCUAUCUUCCGUCUUGAUGUAUGCGCCUCUUGUUCAUGUUAUUAUGCAUAUAAAUGUCAUAGUAGGGAUACAUAUUCAGUGUUGGAUGUCUUGCUAUAAUGUAUGUUAGGAUGAUAAAGUAAGGAUAACUGUGGUAAGGUACGGACUUAUAUGUAAAAUAUGAUGGCACCUAUGGAUCAUGCAAAGGGACACUUCAAUACUAUUUUAUUUUUCUUAACGCUAAAUUUUCAAUACAAUGUUCUAUAGAAACAUACAUAUCAAUAUGGGAAUGUGUUGUACUGUGGGACGGUGGAAAAAUAUGGAUCGGCAAACAAACGUUAGUUUUCACUAUUUCUUUGCUAUUUCAAACACUGUGAUUUACUUUACGGAUUUUCUAAAUUAUAAGAUUCUAGUGGAGACUGAUAACGCAUAGAUUAGUUUUAGCAGCGCUAGCUUCUGUAACUUUUUUAAUUUGUAAAACUGGGCAUAAUUACAUUAUUGUGAAAUCAAUAAGGACCUAUUUUUGAUACUUUGCGCUGCUGUGAAAAGCGGGUUUCGAUCUUUAAUAAUAAUUGUAAAAAUAUUUUAAAAUUAACUGAAUAUCAUGGAAAAGUAAAUAAUUAAUAUUGCAAGCUUAUGCUAUCGGAAUUAAAUAUAAACUUCUUGUCGUAAUAAGAAAUCUGUCCAUUUCAAAUUUUGCUUUUCACAGUAGCACAUAAGAUAAAUUGUAAAAAUGCUAAUAUUCUGUCAAUUUACCGAAAUUGGUGUCAGUUAUGGAGUAAAGUUCACCUGAACGUUGCUUCUUUCAUUUAUAAGAUAGAUACCUUCUACUAAAUAUACUAUUUCAGAUUGUGAAAUCAAUAUUUGUAGAUAUCAUGUGUCCCUAAUAUUAUUAAAAUUAAUCUAAGGGAUCCGUUGUGCUCUAUUUGAUAAGAAAGAAAAUGCUUUACCUAUAUUAUUAUAUUCUUAUAAAUAUAUAUGUAAAAAACAAGUUCAUGUAUUACUUAGUAAGUGUCUAUGGAAACCCAACUAUUGUGAAAAAAAAAACAAAAAUUACAUGUUAAUAUCUAUAUUAUUGCAAAUCUGUAAGUUACACUGUCUCGUGUGUUGUAGAAUAUUAUGAUAAUAUACUUAUAUGUAACGAUGUGAAGAAAUGAAAUAAAUUUGUGCCUAAUAAUCUAUUUGGGAUUCUUCAUAAUACAUUAUACUUAUAUUUUAGUAAUGCUCAAGGUAUUUUUAAGCAUGUAGUCGUUAUUAGAUGCUGUUGCUUAGAAGAAAAAAAAUACGAAAGUAAAAAUAAAACAUAGUUUAUUUUCUUAAAGCCAGUAACUGCAUUUGCCAUUGAUUUAACUUUGCUAGCUUACAGUAUGAUAAAGGUUCCAUUUAAUGUCGUCAUACAAAUACAUUUCAUUGGAUCGUAUCCUAUGCCUAUGUAAAAUAUCCCUCCAUAAGUUAAAACUUUGACAAUAAAUGUCACUUUUUGCGUUUUGUGUGUUCUAAGCGUUCUUACGAAGUUUUGUACCGCAUUUCAUUUGAAUGUAUUUCGGAAACUGCUUGCGUUCAAACUAUUACUCUUUUCUGUUUACUUCAGUAGUGUUCUCUUGUUAAAUAUAGAUUUGAUCCAACGACUAAAAGCAAUAUGGUAACAGCGAAGCUCAAAUUAGUAUAAAACAUCUCUGAUAAUAAUCUCGUGACAGUUUUCAGUUGUUCUUCUUCGACAUCUUUUGUGCUAGCUCAUAAAAUUUCGUCCCAAUCUGGUUUGAGAUUUUAUGGUUCACCGUCACAGAUUUUAUUACUAGAGAUUUCAAUAACCCCAAAAGUAUUUAUAUUGAACGCAACAUCGAAUUUAUAACGUUGUAAUAUAGCGCUUCUUGUUGUAUUUCAAUAUUUGGAAUUAUCAGGGUUAAAUGUUUUCUUUUGUAAUUAGAGUGUAAUGAACACUGGUAUUUACUCUGAUUGCCUUCAAACCUUCAUCUUGUAACUGAUCCUUUGCAAUCACAAUAUUUUCUUCCUCGUAGCUGUAAACUUCAUCCGUGAAGUUAAGAUUAAAUUUAACGAUAUGUAUGUAAGUAAUAAAACUGUUUAUAAUAAUGGAGUCAAAAUAAAGCGAUACUGUGAGAAAAAAUUAGAAGUUAUAUAUAAUAAACGUCUCAACGGAAUAAAUUAUCAUAGAGGACGUAGUUAGUUGUUGUAGGAUAUAUAAUUAAUUAUAUGUAAAAAUAACAAUUGUUGUAUUUGUUCAUUGAUCGCGUGGAAGCUUGUCAACUCGCUUGCCAUCCAGUAGAUUUACAUUUUCUGUGAAAACAUCAGACAAAAUAUAACCAUAUAGAUGUGUAAUGUAUACAUAUACGAUUGUAAAUGUAAGUAUGUAAGCGAUUCAAUACGAUACAUUAGUGAUUUAUUCACAGAACUGAAAAGUUAAAAUAUUCUCGUUAUGUUGUGAAAAUUGAACGUAAUUUUAUCUAUAUGUAUAUAUCUAUCUCUAUUGUUGAUUUAAUUGGUAAGCGACUUCUUCUAUGUGUUUUGUUUCUUCUGUACUUUGAGACACAACGAAACUUUCUUUCUCUCUCUUUCCCAGCACAUAAAUGUAUUAAGUAAUUAAUAUGUAAUUGGUGUCUAUAAGAAGUUAAGAUGGUAAAACAGUAUACCUUUGAAUACCCCAUUAUUGUAUGUCAACAUGGAAUUGUAGUGGAUUCAUUUAACGUAACCUUAUAUGUUGUUGACGUAGUGUCAUUAAUGAUAAUCGGUAUUAAGGAAGUUAAUGUUAACGAUAAAACAAAGAAAUCGCACAAUCUGAGUCAAGGAACUAAUGUAGGCAUAACAAUUAUAGUUAUUAUACAAUUAUUAUUCGUAAGCGAUGAGUUAGGUGUGAUAGGAGUUAAAAUUACAUUUUGAUUUUAAAAUUUUACUACUUUUUUACUUAAAUCAUUGCAGAGAAACCUCUUUUUUAAUUAAACACAUUCUAGCUAUUCUAUGCUUUUCAAAAUAUCUACAACCAGUAUCACCACUUGAUUUGAAACCAUCAGAAUUCGUAAUGAAGUUGUUAAUGUUUGAAGUUUGACGUUGUCCCAUUUUUUACUGUAAAUAAUAUGUUGAUCAAUUUCUUAGGAACAAAAAUAUAAGGAUGGUCCAUUUAUAGAUGUAAAUGUAAGAUAAUGUUAGUGCAGCAUAUUACCUUGAUAAUGCAUUGUAUUUCUUCAUCUGAAAUGCCAAACUUUUCUUAUAGAGCUGGAGCUUGGUUUAUCAAGUUUGACUGAGACGAUUCGCGCUUUCCCGGGUUCAUUUGUCAUUGUAAAUAUCUUGUUAACCCAUGAGGCCACGUUGGAGAUCAGUUCUUCUGGGCGUUUCGAACCUAUUCUAGUCUUGGAAGGUUACACUUUGGGAUUAUCAACUGUACUCCUCAUAGCUUCAACAGCUUCAUCACUCAGCGUUAGCAAUUUGGUGGCCUUUGCAUCAUCGAUACCUAUUUUUUUAGUUUUUUUUAUUCAAUUUAUACCAAAAAAAUUAUGAUGCUUUUAUAAACUGUUACCGAUGGAUCUCUUAUUAGUAGCACUUACAGUUAUAACGAGAAUUCGGCUAACCAAAUAUUGAAGACGUUCGUUUUUAACACUUAUUGGAUCAAAAGCGUUGUAAAUAUUAGAUCGGGCUUGUUUUAAGUGAACAAGAAACACAAUCCUCCCAAACGAAUCAAAAUUGUCACCCGAACGGGUUUAUUUUAUUAAAAUCUUUUUUCUGGUAAUAGUUUAAGAUUUUUUAAUUUUUAUCGAUAAGUUUUCGUAUAACGAGGAGCGUGUAGUUCGAAAGCUAAUGAUUUUCCGUCAUACGUUGUAUAAAUUAUUGAUAUUAUGUAUUUUUAAGAUACUUACUCUUAACUGCAUAUAAUGUACGUAGACAUUUAAAUUGUUAAGUAUGAAAUAAUAAUAUUGUAGCUACCUGUCGGUUUAAGGAGAACGUGUACAUUUUGUAACGUAAUUUGUUCA